AUGCCACGUUCAUCGGCUACGGCUAGGAAGAGUCACAGCAAUCGGCAUGACAAUGGUGUUGUCGGUUCCGGAAAGAAAGUGAGCAAGCAAAAAUCCAAUGGACAUCUGAAUGGGAAUCACGCCAACUCGUCGACUCCGACUUCUGGCCCCUCCUCGCAAGUCGACUGGCCCUCCUCGCGUUCCAACAGUGACACCGCCAUCCCCACCACUGCCGCCGCCGCUGCGAGGCUGAACGGCGCGACGGAGAAUUCCAAGGACAUACGGGGCCAUCUGAAUGGAUACGCCAAGGGUACAUCGGACAUGUCAUAUGGUCAGGCCAACGGCGCCGUCCCGCAGAAUGGGUGUCUGCCCGGCGACGCCGCGCGCCGCACCGAGAAACCCGCGACCGCUUCCAAGAGGUCCGGCUCCAGUGCCUCCGUCAACCCGCUCCAUCUCGCCUCGACCAUCCUCAAGUCUUGUCCCAUGUACGACACGAUCGCCAUCCUGAUCUUUCUCUUGCAGCUCCCGCCGAUGGUCCUUACCUUGGUCCAGUUCUUGUUCGCCUCCUUGACGUUCAUGCCCCCCAGUGGCGCCUCCGCCGGCUCCUUGACUUCCAACUUCGAUAUCUUCCAGGGUCCUGCCGGAACCCCAUCGCUCGGGACCAUGAUUGCCAUGGAUGGAUUCUGUCUGCUAUUUUGGGGUCUGUUCAUGUGGACCUGGGCUCAAAAUUUCGCUCUGGAUCUCGCCCAUGUCCAGGUCGCCAUCACGCUCGGUGGAGGAGGUUCGGGCAAGAAUGGAGGCGUCAAUGCUCUUUGUGUUGGGAUUGUCCUGGUUUUGCAUCUGAUUCGAAGUAAAGGGAUACAGGAUUUUGUGAUGGGCCACCUUCUUUCCGCCAAAAUCAUCAGCCCCGACCUGCUGUCCCAAUAUUCUCACCUCAUACCCGCCGAGUUCCGACGAACCGAACCCCAAUCCUCUCCGAGCUGGAUCCGGAGUUUGCUUGCGGUUCACAUUCUGGCCCAGGCAGGUACCGCGAUGGCAAGACGGUCAAUGGCCAAAAACCGGGCCCCCGCUCCGCCGCGGACCGGCAAGCGUAUAGAUACUGAAGCAUCCGCCGGUUCGCAGACGCAAUUCGACUCGGCGUUUGAGUCGGGGGCCAGCAUGUCUUCAUAUAUCGGGCCUGACGGCCAAUUUAUAACACCGGCAACACACAAGGAUGGUAGAGAUAGGUUGAUCUCGGCGAAGAAACGCAGGCGACAGGCUAAUCAGGUCCGGAGUCGUCAACCCUUCUGGGCUGCACUCGCAAGCACGAAGGUGACGGUGAUGAGGGAAUAUGAGCAUUCAAGGGCUCUGUCGAAAACUGCUCGAGGUCUGACGAUGACCGAAGAUGAUCUUCAGGGUGUUUCUCUGGAUGACGGACUUGUUUGGAUUACGGAUGUGGACAGCUCGACAAUCCGAUUCGCUGCCGGCGACUUUUCGUCCCCGGACGAUGCCUCCGGGUCGGGUGUCUGUGAGACCGGCCGCUUGAGUGACGAUAUGGAGCCGUUUUACGUCUGUGUGAAUGGUGCUCAGUGGGCGACUGCGACAAUUUCUAAGGUUCCGGACGCGCGAAAGGGCACAAGUGCAGUGCACUGGCGGGGUGAGAUCUCGGGUCUUGCACCGAACUGCGCAUACACCUGCUCCUUCAUGCGGAGUGAUACUGACGAAGAGAUCUGCGCCAUGAGUGUGAAGACACCUGCCACGAGUGACGCAGAGCAAGUCUCCUCCAUCUCCGCUCCGCCGCAACCCACGUAUCGACCGUCGUCGCCCACUACCACGCUGAAGAAUUCCAUCAUCAAUGCCGAAGCCAAGCUGAAUGAGAAGCGCUCCCGAAUGAAAAAGGCGAAGAACGAUCACAAGCUCGUGGUAUCUAAGAUUCGCAAAGAGCUGGAAAACUACAAUCAUCGCCUCCAUAGCGGAACGGACGAAAACCGACAAAAGCAGCGCUCUCUACAACUGGAACGGAAUAUCAAGCAAACCGAAGAGGCUACCGCCGCUCUUGGGGAACAGCUGGACAACCUGGAAAAUAUUCCUGAGGAGGAAUUGGAAGAGUGGACCAUGCAGAAAGCCAAGUACGAGCGUGAGUUGGAGCUGCUCAACUCCGUCAAGGAGGAACUCAUUGCUGCUCGGUCUGCCGUAGCGCGUGAGGUGUCUUCGUUGGAGUCGGAACUGAACUCCACGGUCCAGAGACGGGAACGUCUCCAGGGCCGUCGUACUCGGGUCAAUGAACAGUACGAACGGAUCAUCUCAGCCAACGCCCAGGGUCUCAACGAGCGGGAACGUCGGGCCGCGGAACAGUUCGCUCGCGAGCAAGAUCAAGCAAAACUGGAAGCAAACUUCAACGAACAAUUGGCAAGCAUCACCCAGUCCAUACAGGAGUAUCAGUUGCGCACCAACCAACUCUGGCAACAAUCCGCUGCGAUCGAACAAGCCAUUCAGCAGCAACAGCAGCAGAUGCUCAUGGAUUCUGCUCCCUUGACUCCGGAGGGCAACCUCCCUGGCACGAAUCCACUUGGCGACACCCCAAGCUUAGCUCUCGCUGGCCUGACGACGAGUGCUCCUAGCAGUCGAUCCCUUCUCGGACUCAACUUUCCGCCGCUGAAGUCGAGUCCUCUCCAGCAUGCAUCGUCUCUUGUCGGCGCUACUUCUUCUCACCCUGCCAGUCCAACGCAAACCCCGUCGUACCUGCAGCACUUCCCGACGUCGCCGCUUGCCAACGCCAGCUCGCCGUUCGACCCAGAUUUCGUCUAUCGGGACCGUUCUUUCUCCAACCGAUCCGGCCGCAGUAGUCUCUAUGGCUUUGAUCUGAUCGAUUCGAGCCGUCGUGCCCCGUUCCAGUUCGAUCUCUCCGAGGCGGCCAGCGAGAAGCGGAGAAGCUCCGGGUCGGAAAGCAACGGGCCCAACUUGGGGCUGCGACCCAUCUCCAGCCCGUUCCCACGGGCAGGUAGUCGUGCAAGCGGCAGUGGGAGUGGUGGAAGCGGUAGCGGAAGUGGCAGCCCCAGCUCGGCCGCGGGUAAAGGCAUCUAA
Aspergillus terreus NIH2624 is the source of this 3042-nucleotide messenger RNA. Its product is annotated as putative ubiquitination network signaling protein. Bases 1 to 3042 code for a protein of 1013 amino acids. NCBI's taxonomy places the organism in Eukaryota, Fungi, Ascomycota, Eurotiomycetes, Eurotiales, Aspergillaceae. The record is from RefSeq and is a predicted model, not a curated record. The transcript is spliced from 2 exons.